GGCGGAUUACAACAGGAAGCAGCCGUCCGUCACAUCAAGGGGUCGGAAAACAGAAAUGCUUCAUUUUUCUUUGACUUCUAACUUUCCUCUCAGCUCUUCGUCGUAGAAUAAUAAAGCAUGGCUGGUUCCGAAGCUGCAGACGAGCAGAAGUUCUGCUUGCAGGAGGUGCUCGACACGUACAGGCUGUGUCUGUCUCCAGAGAAGGAGGUCUACCUGGAGCACUACGUCGCUGGCUGGAGAGGCCUUGUAAAGUUUCUGAACAGCUUGGGAAGUGUCUUUGGAUUUAUUUCUAAGGAUGCUGUCACCAAGAUCCAGAUCCUGGUGGCCCUCUUGAACGGUGAGAACGGCUCGCAGUAUUCCACCCUGCAGUCCAUGGUCAAAUACGAGCUGGACAACGGACUGGUGGAUCUGACCAAGAGGGGACCGCACCCAGAUUCGGGCUGCCGCACUCUGCUGAGGCUCCACCGAGCACUGAGGUGGCUGGAGCUCUUCCUGGAACGCCUCCGCGUCAGCACCGAGGACAGCAAGACGUCCGCCUUGUGCGCUGAAGCCUACAACGAGUCCCUCGCUCAGCACCACCCUUGGGUGGUCCGAAAGGCGGCGGGCAUGGCGUUCCUUGUGCUCCCCGGGCGUCCCACUUUUUUCGAAGUGAUGAACGUGGGGCCCCCGGAGCAAGUUGUGUCCAUGCUGGGGGAGGCUGUGCCCCUCAUCUCUGAGGUGUAUAAGAUUACAGAGGAACUUUAUGCUGAGCAUAAUCUGCUUGAUUUACCUUAAAAAGUAAGAAGUUCAAUUUCCUGCCAUCUCAUACAUAAUAGUCUGCAACUGUUCCUACUGAAGAGCAAUUGACCAAGCUGCCUCCACUUUGGGGGGAUUUGAAGGUUGUGUGUCACUGAAUGUGAGUUCAUCCACUUGUGGAUAAACUUGCAUGAACCUACUCUGUACCAUUUUUAUUGUACAAAGCUGCAUGCUUUGUAUUUACUUGACAUAAUGCACUUUUUAAAUCUUUUAAAUGUACAGUUCCUUUAAUCGUGAUUGAAUUUUAUGUUAAACAGAGGAAUGAAACGAGUCCAGAUGACUUCCCUCUAUGGAAAAAGCUGAUUUACCAAACAAAAAAGAUCAAGUUGAUCUGGAGCCUCUUUUUGAUAUUGAAGUUUUUAAGUUAGUGGCAUUUUCAGAAAAUCCUGUUUGGCUCUUAAAAGAAAACCCACGCCUCCUCAGUUGUAUCACAAAAGGUUCUGAAGUAAUUGAAGUUAUGAGACAACAAAAUCUUCGUUGAGAUCAUUUUCACUUUUUCCUCAGUUUUUUUGAUUCUUCAGUUCAGAAUAUAAAUAGUUUUGUCAAAAAAAAACUAUUUAACUGAAUAUAAAUAUACUGAUAGCUUUUUGAGUUUUCUCAGAAACAUAUGGAAUCAAUACUCUACAAUUCGCUGCUGAAUGAAUGAAAUGAAAGUCACAGAGGUCUGUACUGUAAACAUUCUCAAUGCAGUUUUCAUUUGCUGUACAAAUGAAAACUUAAGCUGUGUUUUUAUGUGAUGUACUUGUUCAUGGGCAUUAAUUUAAAUACACUAAAGCACCAAUUUUGAAUGAUUCUGUUUACAAACGUCGUGGUUGCUGAUCAUUCGCACAUACAUAAUUAUUUAUUCACCUGAAUAAAAUGUAUUUCA
Messenger RNA from Salarias fasciatus (jewelled blenny), 1663 nucleotides. Its product is annotated as ceramide-1-phosphate transfer protein-like. Gene Ontology annotation, cellular component: membrane; cytosol; cytoplasm. Gene Ontology annotation, molecular function: ceramide 1-phosphate transfer activity; ceramide 1-phosphate binding. The transcript has 3 exons. Lineage: Eukaryota; Metazoa; Chordata; Actinopteri; Blenniiformes; Blenniidae. The record is from RefSeq and is a predicted model, not a curated record. The coding region runs from base 118 to 774 and encodes 218 amino acids. Gene Ontology annotation, biological process: intermembrane lipid transfer; ceramide transport.